GAGUGGGUGACAGUAGAGUUUGUUUGUCAGAACCAGAGGGGAACUUUUAUCCAGGAUGCCUGAGCCAGCUAAAAAAACAGUGUCGGCCUUCACUAAGAAACCCAAGACCUACAUAGGCGUGCUCGGCGUCGCCGCCAUCUUCGAGGCCGAGACCGAGAAGCCCGACGCUAAAGUGCGCUGGCAGAAGGACGGCAAAGACCUCGCCACCAGCGACAAGUAUGAGAUCAAGGCAGAGACCGGCAAGCACUCGCUGACCAUAAAAGAUGUGGCCAUGGAGGACGCAGGGGGUUACUGUGUUAUCGCGGCAGCGUCAAAGGUCAAAUUUGAACUAAAGAUAAAGGAACCGGAAGUGUUGAAGAAGGUGGCUGCCCCUGCUCCAGACCCAGCUCCUGCUCCCGCUGCUGAUGCUGCCCCUCCCCCAGCAGAUGCCCCGGCUGAUGGGGCAGCUCCAGAGCCAGCUGCCCCCACGGAGGCUCCAGCUGCUCCUGAAUCUGGCCCCCCAACUGCCCCUGCCCCAGAGACCAACGGCCACGGCCCGGACCCCAUUACUGACCGGCACCAGUCUUUGGACCCAAAUGCUGAACGGCGAGGAUCUGUGGACACUCGGCAGGACCUUACUGGGCUGUUCACAGAGAAGCCUCAGAGUGCGGAUGUCACAGUGGGUGAGAACAUCACGUUUGUGGCCAAGGUGAACGCUGCCUCCCUCCUGAAGAAACCCACGGUCAAGUGGAUCAAAGGGAAAUGGAUGGACUUGGCCAGCAAGUCCGGCAAACACCUGCAGCUCAAGGAGCUCUAUGACCGCAAUACAAAGGUGUAUACUUUUGAGAUGCAGGUCAUCGCUGCCAAACCCAGCUUUGCCGGAAGCUACAGGUGUGAGGUGACAUCAAGAGACAAGUUUGACAGCUGCAACUUUGACUUGACUGUACAUGAGGCUCGGGCAGCGGAGGAGUUUGAUAUCCGUGCCGCCUUCAGACGCACUAGCGUUGAUGGGAGUGAGGAAGCUGGAGAACUGGACUUCAGCUCAAUCCUCAAGAAAAGCAGCAGUUUUGUAAAAGCUUCGCCGCGGGCCGUGCAAAACGUGAAAGGGUCGGACACUGAUGUCUGGGACAUCCUGCUGAAGGCCGCGCCCACGGAGUACGAGAAGAUCGCCUUCCAGUAUGGCAUCACCGACUUGCGCGGCAUGCUAAAGCGCCUGAAGAAGAUGAAGAAGCCCGAGGAGAAGAAGAGCGCAGCUUUCCUGAGAGGGAUGGACCCUGCCUACCAGGUGGAGAAGGGACAUAAGAUCAAACUGGCUGUCGAGGUGGCCGACCCCAAUGCUGAGGUCAAAUGGCUGAAGAACGGUCAGCCCAUCCAACAAUCAGGAAGCAAGUACAUCUUUGAGAGUGUGGGAAACAUGCGGUACCUGACCAUCAAUCACUGCUCAUUGGCAGACGAUGCUGCUUACACCUGCCUAAUUGGAGAAGAGAAGACUGUCACUGAGCUCUUUGUUAAAGAGCCUCCGGUGACCAUUCUCCAGAACCUGGAGGACCAGAUGGCGAUGAAGGGGGAGAGGGUGGAGUUUAUGUGUGAGGUGUCCGAGGAGGGAGCCACCGUCAAAUGGGAGAAGGACGGCGUCGAGUUGACCCGUGACGAGUCCUUCAAGUACCGCUUCAAGAAGGAUGGACACAAGCACUACCUCAUUAUCAAUGAGGCCACCAAGGAGGAUUGUGGCAACUACCGCGUCAAGACCAAUGGAGGCGAAUCAGUGGCUGAGCUCAUGGUGCAAGAGAAGGAGCUGGAGGUGUACCAGAGCAUCGCUGACCUGACGGUCAAGGCCAAGGACCAGGCCGUGUUCAAGUGUGAGGUGUCGGAUGAGAACGUCAAGGGCACCUGGUUCAGGAACGGAGUGGAGGUGCAGGCCGAUGAACGCACACACAUCACACACAUCGGCAGGAAUCAUAAGCUCACCAUAGAUGACGUGAAGCCGGAGGAUGAGGGAGACUACACAUUUGUCCCGGAGGGUUACGCAUUUAACCUCUCAGCCAAACUUAACUUCCUCGAGGUCAAGAUUGACUACGUGCCUCGCCAGGAUCCUCCAAAGAUCCAUCUGGACACCUGUGGACGGGUCCCAGAGUCCACUAUAGUGGUCGUGGCUGGAAACAAGCUGCGAUUGGACGUGCCAAUCACAGGAGAUCCCGCCCCUACCGUGGUCUGGACAAAGGGUGAGAAGGGUAGGGCCAGAAAGCCGGAGGGGGAGGACACAGAGGAUUCCGUCCGCACAUGGACCACCGGCAAGAACGGGGAAGUGAUCACAGAGGCCACCUCAGAUGGGCGUGUCCACGUGGAGAGCACAAAGGGCCACUGCAUCUUCACCAUCGAGGGGGCGGAGCGUCAGGACGAGGGCGUGUACUCCGUCAUCGUGCGGAAUCCGGCGGGAGAGGACCAGGCUGACAUUACCGUCAAAGUCGUAGAUGUGCCCGAUCCUCCUCAGACUCCCAGAAUCCUCAGCGUUGGGGAGGACUCCUGUGUUGUCCAGUGGGACCCUCCGCUCUUCGAUGGAGGAUCACCAGUCACUGGUUAUGUGCUUGAAAGAAAGAAGAAGAAGAGUUACCGCUGGAUGCGUUUGAACUUUGACCCCCACAAGGACACCACGUAUACAGCCAGGCGGAUGAUUGAGGGCAUGGCGUAUGAGAUCAGGGUGUACGCCGUCAACGCCAUCGGAAUGUCACGCCACAGCAUGCCCUCCCAGCCAUUCGUGCCAGUCGCCCCAACCAGUGAGCCCCUGGGCCUUUGCGUUGAUGACAUCAGUGACACGACCAUCUCACUGAAGUGGAAAGCUCCAGAUAGGCUGGGAUCGGCUGAGCUCGACGGCUACGGGGUCGAGUACUGCAAGGAGGGCACUGAUGAGUGGAUUCCUGCCUUCGAGGGUCUCACUGAACGCACCUCGGUCACCAUCCGUGACCUGCCCACGGGGGAGAGGAUGCAGUUCCGUGUGCGGGCGUACAACUUGGCUGGCCCCAGCUCCCCAGCUAGCCUAGCACAGCCUGUCACCAUCCGAGAGAUUAUGCAACGCCCCAAAAUCUGGAUACCCCGCCAUCUGCGACAGACCCUGGUGAAGAAAGUCGGGGAGACUGUCAACUUGGUGAUUCCCUUCCAGGGCAAACCUCGACCCAAAGUUACCUGGACAAAAGAUGGCGAACCAUUGGAGCCUAAGCAGGCCAGCAUUCGGAACAGCGACGUGGACACCAUCCUCUUCAUCCGUCGGUCAGAACGCAAGGAUUCUGGGAAGUACGAGAUCAAACUUGAGAUCGAGAAUGUGGAGGACAAGGCUGACAUCACCAUUCAGAUCGUUGACUUACCUGGCCCCCCUCUGAACGUGAAGAUUUGUGAGGUGUGGGGAUUCAACGUGGCCCUUGAAUGGAAACCCCCCAAGGACAACGGCAACUGUGACAUCAGCGGCUACACCAUCCAGAAAGCCGACAAGAAAACCAUGGAGUGGUACAACGUCUACGACGGGUACAGACGCACCAACUGUGUGGUGUCGGACCUCAUCAUGGGCAACGAGUAUGUGUUCCGCAUCUACGCCAUCAACAUGGUGGGCAGCAGUCUAGACCCCUGCGCCACCAAAGACAGCGCCUUCAUCCAGAAAACAGGUUUUGUGUACAAACCUCCCUCCUAUAAGGAGCAUGACUUCUCUGAGGCACCCAAGUUCACCCACCCUCUGGUGAACCGCUCUGUCAUCACUGGCUACAAUGUCACCCUCAGCUGUGCCGUUAGGGGCAUCCCCAAGCCCAAAAUCACGUGGUAUAAGAACAAGAUGGACAUCUCCAAUGAGGCCAAGUACCGGAUGUUCAGCAAGCAGGGUGUGCUCACGCUCGAGAUCCGUAAGCCAUGUCCUUUCGACGGUGGCGUCUACAUGUGCAAGGCCGUUAAUGCAAGUGGGGAGGACGUAGUUGAGUGCAAGCUGGAAGUUCGCCCCUUACCCAAGGACGAACCCAAGAAGUGAGACACCUCGGGAGCCCUCUCCUCAUCAUCUGCCCUUUCUCCUGCACCUCUGGGGGGCAUCUUCUACAUUCUGAGAUGGUGCUUGUCAAGCGACACAGCUGAAGGAUUUCAUUGGCUGUCAGACAUCCCCCUGUGUUUUACCGCUCUUUGUGUUUGAUCUCCAUGUUGUGUGUGUGUGUAGCCUAUCGUUAAUCCUAUAGUCACCAUCCUCAACAUUUGUGCAUUAAACAUCCUGUACCAUU
This is a messenger RNA of Alosa sapidissima (American shad), 4226 nucleotides long. It is a transcript of the gene mybpc3, whose product is annotated as myosin binding protein C3. NCBI's taxonomy places the organism in Eukaryota, Metazoa, Chordata, Actinopteri, Clupeiformes, Clupeidae. The record is from RefSeq and is a predicted model, not a curated record. Gene Ontology annotation, molecular function: protein binding. The coding region runs from base 56 to 3985 and encodes 1309 amino acids. The transcript is spliced from 34 exons.